CUGGGCCUAAGUGUUAUCUCCUCAGUCAUUCGUCGCACCUGCUCCAAGGGUAUAUAACACUGAGUCAGAAACACUGUGAGCCGGUGGAAUUUUGUUUCUCUACCCGCUUGGAGAGGGAAAAAGGAAUCCAUUCAUCUUCAGGGAAAAAAAGGGACUGAUUUUACAAGCACAGCCUAGGUCUGAGUUCUAGCCACCGCCCAGUUGUGUGAUCUUAGCCAAGUUCCCUUCUAGGUUUGCGCUGUGGUGAGAUUUCAUUCUCUACAUUUAAAGAACAUCCUUUCUGAGCUGCUGUGAAUAAAUUUGCAGUGAUACUGUAUAUCUUCAUCUAAUGGAGAAUUAGCUGUACCUUGAAUAAAGACUGUGGACAACUUGAUAAUAUUACAAUGUCAUCGGACUGGAGCCAGAAUCCCAGUGAACCGAGUCAUCUUGGCAUUGACGAGCUCUGGGAUAACAUCAGAGCAGGAAUCCAGCAAGUGUAUGCCAGACAAAGUAUGGUGAAAUCCAGAUACAUAGAACUCUACACUCUUCUUUAUAACCACUGUUUAUAUGUGUCCCCUCAAGUCCAGACUCAAUCAAAAAAGGAGCAGAAGCUGAGGGAAGAUGAGAAUGUUGGCUUCGAAUUAUACAAACGAAUUAAAGAAUUUUUGAAGAAUCACUUGACAAAUCUUCCUAAGGACGGAGAAGAUUUGAUGGAUAUAGGAAUAGUGAAGUUCUAUACUCAACAAUGGGAAGAUUACCAGUUUUCGAGCAAAGUGCUGAAUGGGAUUUGUGCCCGCCUCAAUAAACAUUUACUUAAUAGCACAAAUAAUGAAGGACACAAUGUUUGUGAGAUAUAUUCUCUCGCAAUGGUGACUUGGAGAGAUUGUCUUUUCAGGCCAUUGAAUAAACAAGUCACAAAUGCUGUUUUAAAACUGAUUGAAAAGGAAAGAAAUGGUGAAUCCAUCAAUACAAGACUGAUAAGUGGUGCUAUCCAGUCUUACAUGGAACUGGGGGUGAAUGAAGAUGAUCAGUUUGAGGCGGGCCCUAUGCUAACAGUGUACAAAGAAGCCUUUGAAUCUCAGUUCUUGGCUGACACAGAGAGAUAUUAUACCAGAAAGAGUACUGAAUUGUUGCAGCAGAACCCAGUUACUGAAUAUAUGAAAAAGGUGGAGGUUCUUUUGCUGGAGGAGCGGCGGAGGGCCCGGGCCUACCUUCACCAGAGCACCAAGGGCAAGCUAGCCAGGAAAUGCAGGCAGGUGCUCGUGGAGAAACACUUGGAGAUUUUCCUCACAGAAUUCCAGAAUUUACUGAACGCCAACAAAAGUGAAGAUUUGGCUCGCAUGUAUAGGCUCAUAUAUAGAAUCAAGAAUGGCCUAGGAGAAUUUAAAAAACUCCUGGAGACACACAUUCAUAAUCAGGGUCUUUCAGCAAUUGAGGAGUGUGGAGAAGCUGCUUUAAAUGACCCCAGAAUGUAUGUAGAGAUAGUGUUGAAUAUCCAUAAAAAAUACAAUGCCCUGGUGAGAUCAGCAUUCAGGAACCAUGCUGACUUCAUGGCUGCACUGGACAAGGCUUGCAGUGGAUUCAUAAACAACAAUGCAGUUACCAAAAUGGCUCAGUCACCCAGUAAAUCCCCCGAGUUGCUGGCUCGAUACUGUGAUUCCUUGUUGAAGAAGAGUUCCAAGAACCCAGAAGAAGCAGAACUAGAAGACACACUUAACCAUGUGAUGACAGUCUUCAAAUAUAUGGACGACAAAGAUGUGGUUCAGAAGUUCUACACGAAAAUGCUGGCCAAAAGGCUUGUCCGUCAGAACAGUGCGAGUGACGAUGCUGAAGCAAGCAUGAUCUCUAAGUUAAAGCAAGCUUGUGGUUUUGACUAUACCUCCAAACUUCAGCGGAUGUUUCAAGACAUUGGUGUAAGCAAAGCUUUGAAUGCACAGUUCAAAAAGCACCUGAUGGAAUCAGAGCCUUUGGACUUAGAUUUCAGUAUUCAUGUUCUGAGUUACGGAUGGUGGCCCUUUGAGGCAUCUUGUACAGUUCUCUUGCCAUCAGAGCUGGAACCAUGUUAUCGGCGCUUCACAGCAUUUUAUGCCAGCUGUUACAGUGACAGAAAAUUGUCAUGGGCAUAUGAGCUGUCUGAAGGAGAAUUAGUAACAAACUACUUCAAAAACAACUACACUUUGCAUGCAUCUACAUUCCAGAUGGCCAUCCUGCUCCAGUACAACACGGAAGAUGCUUACACCGUUCAACAGCUGACGGACAGCACUCAGAUCAAAAUGGACAUUGUGGCACAAGUCUUACAGAUUUUAUUGAAGUUUAAGUUACUGGUUUUGGAAGACAAAAGUGCAAAUGUUGAUGAGGUGGAAUUGAAACCAGACACCUUAAUAAAAUUACAUUUUGGUUAUAAAAGUAAGAAAUUAAGGGUUAAUAUCAGCUUGCCAAUGAAAAUUGAACAGAAGCGGGAACAAGAAACCAUGUACAAAAACAUUGAGGAAGAUCGCAAACUGCUGAUCCAGGCGGCUAUUGUGAGAAUAAUGAAAAUGAGGAAGGUUGUAAAACACCAGCAGUUACUCGGAGAAGUAACGACUCAGUUGUCCUCAGUAUUCAAGCCUCAGAUCUCAGUGAUUAAGAAAUGUAUUGACAUUCUGAUUGAGAAAGAGUAUUUGGAGCGAGUGGGUGAUGAAAAGGACACCUACAGUUACCUGGCUUAACCCUCCUGGAAGGGUCUGACUGCGGGCACAGCCCCUCGUCCCCUUAGGAAGGAGGGACACAAGCUCACAGUGGUGGCAGAGUCACUCCGACCUCUCCUUGGCCCCAGGUCCAGGUACCCAUCGCUGGCUCCGGAUGGAGAACUGCUUAGAAUUACCACACCUCACAUCUGUAAAUAUGGACGCUGAUGCCAUUUAACCUAAUUGAAGACCAGAAGAGAGGAAACUUGCCACCCUGAGGGCUGCAUGCUUUUGCAUCCAGAUCAACCCAUUGGCCACAUGAAUAAUAGCUGCUAGCUGGGCAGCCCCUUGGAGGCUGACAGCACCUUGAGAGCAGGUCUGAAUGGACCCACUUGUAAUCUGUUAUGAAAAACCAUUUGUCUAUGUGCUUCUUUUUUUUAACUGUGGAAAUAAAGAAAAUUAAAGGGAAAAAAAA
Molecule: messenger RNA, 3120 nt
Organism: Bubalus bubalis (water buffalo)
Lineage: Eukaryota; Metazoa; Chordata; Mammalia; Artiodactyla; Bovidae
Product: cullin-1-like
Exons: 3
Coding region: 384-2687 (767 amino acids)
Biological process (GO): SCF-dependent proteasomal ubiquitin-dependent protein catabolic process; protein ubiquitination
Cellular component (GO): SCF ubiquitin ligase complex
Molecular function (GO): ubiquitin protein ligase binding
Source: RefSeq, a predicted model, not a curated record